CAAUGCUGGGCAUGUGUUCUUAGUCUUGAAUAUCGUGUAGCAGAAAGCAGAAAUUAAGGUUAGUUCAAAUUUGUAAGAAAUUGGCAAAGAAAAAGCAAGAGGCAAGUAUACAAAUAUUUCACAAAAACGCCAAUUAUGGAUGGCUCUGGAAAUAAUCGUUAUGAACUUUUGUUCAUGGACGAUGAUAUUAGUGACCCAUUAGAUAAUGCUGCGAGCAAGUCGAAAAAGCAGGUUAAGACUGCUGGUGGCAGUGGGGGUAGUGCACCCUCCACAAAGUCAUCGAAUAAACAAAAUGUCGACGGUCCUACAAGAGUACAAUCGAAUAAAAAACCCAACCAAGCUGAAAAAGAGAAUAAGCCAUCAGCCUUGAACAAAAAUGAACUGAAUAAGAAGUCACCGACUGGUAAUGCUGUGGAUAGAACUAGCAAGCAAGGUGGGUCAGCUACUAACACCAAUCGCAAACGGACUGGUCCCACUACCGAUGGUGGUCAAGGUGGUCAACAGCAACAAGGCACGAGAAACUUAAAUUUUAGGCAGCAAAACGAUGAAUCUCGUGAACAACGUAAUAACCGUCGAAAUGCUCGAGAAAAUGGAUACAAUGGGAAUUUUGGAAAUCAGAUUGACGGAUCAUCACAGCAGCAACCACGACAAUUUCGGGAUCGCGAUAAUCGGGGACCACCACGCAACCGCAAUUUCGAAGGUGGCAAUCGUGGGGGAAAACGUGAAUUCGAUCGCCAAUCGGGAUCUGAUAAAACUGGUGUAAAAGCAAUUGACAAACGUGACGGUGCUGGCGCACAUAAUUGGGGAUCUGUCAAGGAAGCUAUUGAUGACGUCAAUAAGAGCGAUGUCGAGGGUGGCAAUGUUACUGAUAAGGCUGAAGAAUCUGGUAACGAACAAGCUGACCAAACGCCGGUCGAAGAAGAAACCAAAGAAUUAACGCUAGAUGAAUGGAAGGCGCAAAAACAACAACGAGUCAAACCAACUUUCAACAUUCGUAAAGCUGGAGAAGGUGAAGACACAACUCAAUGGAAGAAAAUGGUAGUUCUAAAUAAUAAUAAGAAAAAGGAGAAUGAAAGUGAAGAGGAACUUGAAUACGAUCCUGCCAUGUACCCUCAGCGAGUUGGACGUCAACAACGUGUACUUGACAUCCAAUUUAAUUUCAAUGACGGCCGCCGAGGUGCUGGUUUUGGUGGGCGUGGGCGUGGCCGUGGACCUCGUCCAGGAGGUAACGCUCCUAAUCCCAAUGCUAACACCACAACCAAUUUCAAUGCUACCGAACGACCACCAAUUGGUGGUGGACGCGGCGUUAAUGCAGGCAGAGGCGGAAAGCGUAACUUUGGCGGUUUUAGACAACAAAAUGUUGCUCCAAAAGUCAACGACGAACGUCAAUUCCCAACUUUGGCUUAAAAGUUCUGCAUUUUUGUGGCGUAGACGCAAUAUCAAAAACAAAAAAGAACAACUAUUAAAACAUAAUGAAAUUAAAGAAGCAAAUAAAAUAUGAGGAUCAAGAAUUAA
This is a messenger RNA of Bactrocera tryoni, 1515 nucleotides long. RefSeq names its product plasminogen activator inhibitor 1 RNA-binding protein (gene vig). Bases 136 to 1407 code for a protein of 423 amino acids. Gene Ontology annotation, cellular component: cytoplasm; nucleus. Gene Ontology annotation, molecular function: RNA binding. The transcript is spliced from 3 exons. The record is from RefSeq and is a predicted model, not a curated record. Lineage: Eukaryota; Metazoa; Arthropoda; Insecta; Diptera; Tephritidae.